GGCCCCAUCUAUAUAACUCUCUGCCUAACAUACCCCAUAACUGAUCUCCAUCUCUCUCUCUCUCUCUCUCUCUCUCUCUCUCUCUCUCUCUCUCUCUCUCUCUCUCUUCUUUCUUCUUUCUAGUAUGGCUGCUGACGUCAGCUCUCUCGUACGGAUACUAAGUAGGUACAAGGAUGAUCGGACGACGGUAAAGGAUUCCGUCGGACCAAAAUCAACGGUAGCGCUCAUGACUCGCGAUCUCCUCGGAAGCGGCGGUUGCGGAGGUGGAAGAGACGAUCAAUCACUGGAGCUUGACCUUGACCUUCAAGUCCCCAACGGCUGGGAAAAGCGUCUCGACUUGAAGUCAGGGAAAGUGUAUCUGCAACAAUGCAAUUCAACGAGUUCGUCGUCAUCAACUCAUCAUCAUCAUCACGACGCAGUCGCAAACAAAUCCUCCCAAACAGUUGCGAGGUUUCAUGAUUUAAAUUUCCCGCCGAUUCCCGGUAAAUCUCCGGCGAAACCAUUGCUAAGCCUCUUCGACGACACAACCCUUGAACUGAAGCUAGUCCCGUCUUCGUCAUCAUCAUCUUCUUCAAUUCCGUCGCUCUCGUAUCUAUCUUCGAUCUCUGUAUCAUCGACGAAUUCGAGUUUCCAGAGUGUUUGCACACUCGAGAAGGUGAAAUCGGCGCUGGAGAGGGCGGAGAAAGUUUCAUCCGUGGCGAUCAAGAAACGCCAAUCGCCAGACGACGGCGUUUGCGAUCGAAACGCUUCUGCCGCCGCGUCUCCGGUUGCGGCGGGAUGUCCAGGAUGCUUAUCGUACGUGUUGGUGAUGAAGAACAAUCCGAAAUGCCCGAGGUGUCAUUCGUUUGUUCCUUUGACUGCCAUGAAGAAGCCUAAAAUUGAUCUCAACAUUUCGAUUUGAAAGCUCUAUGGAUCGAAAUUAAUAAUUAUUUUUUGAAAGUUUCGGUUUCUGUAAAUGAUAGAUAAAUCAGGAGUUUCAUGGAUAAAAGGAGGAAAUUUACUGGAAAUGAAGUAAGGUUUUUUUUUGUAAAUUGCUUUGUAGUAAAUUAGUAAUGAAGGAGUAGUGUUUUUCUUAUUUGAAAGAGAGACUAAUAUUUGAGGUAACAAAAUGUUAAUCUGAUAACUAUUAUUUGGUCAAUAGAUUUAAUUAUACUUAAUUCAA
Molecule: messenger RNA, 1162 nt
Organism: Thlaspi arvense
Lineage: Eukaryota; Viridiplantae; Streptophyta; Magnoliopsida; Brassicales; Brassicaceae
Source: the annotation of a GenBank genome assembly